Oncorhynchus gorbuscha (pink salmon) is the source of this 978-nucleotide messenger RNA. Its product is annotated as transmembrane protease serine 2-like. The coding region runs from base 16 to 789 and encodes 257 amino acids. The transcript has 6 exons. The record is from RefSeq and is a predicted model, not a curated record. Gene Ontology annotation, biological process: proteolysis. NCBI's taxonomy places the organism in Eukaryota, Metazoa, Chordata, Actinopteri, Salmoniformes, Salmonidae. Gene Ontology annotation, molecular function: serine-type endopeptidase activity.
GGGUUAGAUUCUGUAAUGUUUCUCUGUGUUAUUGUCUUGCUUCCAGACUGUGGUGUGAGUGUCGCGCCCACUAGGAGCCGUAUUGUAGGAGGCGACAUAGCGGUGAGCGGGGCUUGGCCCUGGCAAGUCAGUCUGCACUCCAACUACCAGCACCAGUGUGGAGGCUCCAUCAUCAGCCCUGAGUGGAUCAUCACUGCAGCCCACUGUGUAGAAACGCUAUCACAGCCCAGUCAGUGGACGGUGUAUGCUGGCUAUUUGAUCCAGAUACAGAUGGCUUAUGCCACUGGCAAUUCAGUGAGACGCAUCAUCUCUCAUGAAAAAUACGACAAGCAGACUAAGGAUAAUGACAUCGCUCUUAUGAAACUCAACACACCCCUCACUAUGUCAGAUAACGUGAGAGCAGUGUGUCUGCCCAACUUCGGAGUGAAUCUGACUCCCCAGCGAGAAGCCUGGAUCUCUGGAUGGGGGUCCAUUAGGAGUGGUGGGUUGGUGUCAGAAAACCUGCGUCAGGCCCGGAUCACCAUGUACAGCAGACACACAUGUAACGCACAGUUGGUGUACAAUGGACGCGUCACCACCUCUAUGAUCUGUGCUGGGACACUGGCAGGAGGAGUGGACUCAUGUCAGGGGGAUAGUGGAGGACCCAUGGUGACCAAGGAGGGUUCAUUAUGGUGGCUGGUAGGGGACACUAGCUGGGGUAUAGGUUGUGCUCUGAAGAACAAGCCAGGAAUCUAUGGCAAUGUCUCCCACUUCCUUCCCUGGAUAUAUGAACAAUUGCAGAAAAAUUGAUGGAGAUACCAAUGAUGAUGGCCUCUUUUGCUUAUCAAAAUCACCUGUCUGAAAUGUGGCUUCUGAAUAAAUGACAGGUACACUGCUUUCAGGAAUGAUUUUUGGUGCCUGUUGACUUAUAGGCAAAGGGUGGCUACAUUGAAGAAUCUAAAAUAUAUUUAGAUGUUUAACACUUUUUGGUUACUACAU